AGUCAUUGACUCCGGUUUUAUUUCAUUUCAUCUCUUAGGCAUGGAGAUAGCCUAUUUUGCAGCAGUAUAGUCUUAUGGAACUAACUGAAGAAAACACUGUUCCUUCCUGAAUCAACCACGCUGUAUCAUGCAGAUGCUCCAGCCAGCUCUGAGAAUCAGCAUAAUGGCCUUAUCCCUGGAAUUGUUGAUCCUGGCUGCUGUGUUGCUUCCAUUCUUUCCUGCAAAUGGACAGGGUCCAUCCCUUGCUGAUUUGUCAACUACUCAAACGCACGUCCAAAAAGAGAUUGUAAAUAAACACAAUGAACUAAGGGGAUCAGUCUCUCCAACUGCCAGCAACAUGCUAAAGAUGGAGUGGGACCCAAAAGCAGCAUCAAAUGCCCAAAAGUGGGCAAGCAAGUGCACUUUACAACACAGCAUUGCAGAGGACCGAAAAACCAGUACAAGUUGUGGUGAGAAUCUCUAUAUGUCAUCUCACCCUCAAUCGUGGUCAGUCGCAAUCCAAACAUGGUAUAAUGAGAACACCGAUUUUAUCUAUGGUAAGGGACCAAAGACUUCCGAUGCAGUUGUUGGACAUUAUACCCAGGUUGUUUGGUACUCCUCUUACCGCGUUGGAUGUGGAAUGGCCUACUGUCCCAAUCAAAGAAGUCUAAAAUACUACUAUGUCUGCCAGUAUUGUCCUGCUGGUAAUCAUCUUCGCAAGAUAAAUACACCCUACCUAGAAGGAAAACCUUGUGCCAGCUGCCCUAAUCAUUGUGACAAUGGACUUUGCACCAAUGUUUGCAACUAUGAAGAUAAAUAUAACAACUGUAAUAAUUUGAAGGAAAAAGUAACCUGUAACCAUAUUACUGUCAGGGAUGGUUGUAAGGCUUCCUGCAAUUGUCAAGAUAAAAUUUAUUAAAUACCCAACACAGACUGAGCAAGGCUAUGUGGAGAAGGGCAACACCAUCUACUUAGAUUUGACAUUAGCAAAGAUAUUGUAAGCACGUUGGCUACAAACUUGAUUCCGAAUAAUGAGUCUUUUUCUCUUGGAUCUACUUUUUAUUUUAUAGAAAUCUCUUUCAUCAGAGGAUUAAAAAGUUAUAUAAUCUAUAAUUAUAUUAUCUGUUACUCAUGUAAAAAUUAUGAGCAAUAAGGAAAUACUAAGAAACCAUUACAGACCAGAGGAGACAAAGAAAACAUGAGAACUAAAUGGAAUGUGGUCUCUCAGAGACCCUGGAACACAACAAGGUCACUAAUGGAAAAAGUUGUGAAAUCUGAAUAGGGUCUGAAUUAUUUUUGAUAGUAAUGUCUCCUUCUUAUUCUUGACAAAUGUACUAGGUUAUACAAGAAGAUAACAUGCGGGGAAACUAAAACUGGGUGAUGAGUAUAUGGGAAUCCUCUGCACUAUCUUAGCAAAGUUUCUGUAAAUCUAAAAAUACCCCAAAAUAAAAAGUGCAUUAAAAAAACAGUUUUCUUGGUUCCAUAAU
Molecule: messenger RNA, 1466 nt
Organism: Suricata suricatta (meerkat)
Lineage: Eukaryota; Metazoa; Chordata; Mammalia; Carnivora; Herpestidae
Product: cysteine-rich secretory protein 3-like
Exons: 9
Coding region: 128-898 (256 amino acids)
Cellular component (GO): extracellular region
Source: RefSeq, a predicted model, not a curated record